Molecule: messenger RNA, 2204 nt
Organism: Microtus ochrogaster (prairie vole)
Lineage: Eukaryota; Metazoa; Chordata; Mammalia; Rodentia; Cricetidae
Gene: Thap4
Product: THAP domain containing 4
Source: RefSeq, a predicted model, not a curated record
GGCAGCUCGCUUGGAGGUGUGUGGCAGGAGUGCGGCCCGGCGUACGCAGCUCUACUUCCUGCAUCCAUAGCCCACAUCGCUCUCCUCCGGGGGUCCCGCGUCCAGGGCACUGGCACUGAACACCUCCCGCAUCCUGCAUUCCGGUUCCCCCUAAAGGAUUCCAAACGACUGAUCCAGUGGUUAAAAGCUGUUCAGAGGGAUAACUGGACCCCCACAAAGUAUUCGUUCCUCUGUAGUGAGCAUUUUACCAAAGACAGUUUCUCCAAAAGACUGGAGGACCAGCAUCGCCUACUGAAGCCCACAGCUGUGCCCUCUAUUUUCCACCUGUCGGAGAAGAAGAGGGGGGCUGGAGGCCAUGGCCAUGCUAGGAGAAAGACCAUGAGGGGCCACACAAGCACAGCGACAGGGAAAGGAGCCGUAGGUUCCUCACUGCCUUCAACUGAUAACUUGAUGGCCAAGCCUGAGUCUCGAAAGUUGAAGCGAGCUUCUCCACAAAGUGAUGCCGUCCCCAAGGCCACUCCAGGUGCUGUCAGUCAGGAGCAGGGGCAGUCCCUGGAAAGAACUCCAGGAACUGGACUGGCCGCCCCUCUGGCCACCCACCAGAAGGAAGCAGAGGUUGACCACCAGAAGGCCUCUUCCUCUGAUGAUAUAGGUGGGGCAGACAAGAGUGGCAUCUCCAUGGAUGACUUUACGCCCCCGGGAUCUGGAGCUUGCAAGUUCAUUGGCUCACUUCAUUCUUAUAGUUUCUCCUCCAAGCACACUCGAGAGAAGCCGUCUGUCCCCCGUGAGCCCAUUGACCGAAAGAGGCCCAAGAGAGAUAUGGAGCCAAGGUGCAGUGGGAAUAGUGUGGCCCAGAGUCCCCCAAGUUCCUCACUUACAGCCACCCCUCAGAAGGCUUCCCAGAGCCCCUCUGCCCCUCCUACGGAUGUAACCCCAAAGCCAGCUGCAGAAGCUGUGCAGAGUGAGCACAGCGAUGCCAGUCCCAUGUCCAUCAACGAGGUCAUCCUGUCGGCCUCCGGGGCCUGCAAGCUCAUCGACUCUCUGCACUCUUACUGCUUUUCGGCUCGGCAGAACAAGAGCCAGGUGUGCUGCCUGCGGGAGCAGGUGGAAAAGAAGAACGGAGAGCUAAAGAGUCUCCGGCAGCGGGUCAACCGCUCCGACAGCCAGGUUCGCAAGCUGCAGGAGAAGCUGGAUGAGCUGAGGAGAGCGAGUCUCCCCUACCUCCCCUACCUAAGUGGCCUGCUGCCUCCCAGCCACGAGCCUCCCAAGAUGAACCCAGUGGUGGAGCCGCUGUCCUGGAUGCUGGGUACCUGGCUGUCAGACCCGCCAGGAGUUGGUACCUUUCCUACACUGCAGCCCUUCCAGUACCUGGAGGAGGUGCACAUCUCCCAUGUGGGCCAGCCUAUGCUCAACUUCUCGUUCAACUCCUUCCAUCCAGACACACAUAAACCAAUGCACAGAGAGUGUGGCUUCAUCCGUCUCAAGCCUGACACCAACAAGGUGGCCUUUGUCAGUGCCCAGAACACAGGUAUAGUGGAAGUUGAGGAGGGUGAAGUGAACGGGCAGGAGCUCUGUAUCUCAUCCCAUUCCAUCUCCAGGAUCUCCUUUGCCAAGGAGCCCCAUGUGGAGCAGAUUACUCGAAAAUUCAGGCUGAAUUCUGAAGGCAAACUUGAACAGACGGUCUCUAUGGCAACCACUACACAGCCAAUGACUCAGCAUCUUCAUGUUACCUACAAGAAGGUGACCCCAUAACCUGGAGCGGCUCCCAGAGCCUGGGGAGGAGUCUGGCUCCCUCGUCUAGCCCCCAGUUCAGUAGACAUCCUAUGCAGACAUGGUGUGGUCGCAGGCUCUGCUCUCACAGAACUGUUGUCCAGAUGAUCUUGUAAUGGCAUAGAAAACCAAAUAAAAGGCCUUUAUUUUUAUGGCUGAGGAUUUUGAAUAUUAUCAAUGUGUAGACUGUACAUUUUUCAUCUGUUGCUGAUUGUUUUCCAGACUUUUCUUUAAGAAAGGAUUACAUGCUUCUUUCCUUCCUUUCCUCCCCUCCCUACCUACUUUUCACAGGUUUUGUUUUUGCUUUUUGCAGUGGUAAAGAUCUAACUCAUGCUAGGCAGCUAGGCCCCAGCCCUAGCCCCAGGAGCUCAUUUUACAUUUAUUUUCUCUUAUUUUCCCCGAGACAACAUGUGAAGGUACAUUGCGGAGUCCGU